Messenger RNA from Kazachstania africana CBS 2517, 4098 nucleotides. It is a transcript of the gene RTC1, whose product is annotated as Rtc1p. Gene Ontology annotation, molecular function: protein binding. The record is from RefSeq and is a predicted model, not a curated record. NCBI's taxonomy places the organism in Eukaryota, Fungi, Ascomycota, Saccharomycetes, Saccharomycetales, Saccharomycetaceae. Gene Ontology annotation, biological process: positive regulation of TOR signaling. The transcript has a single exon. The coding region runs from base 1 to 4098 and encodes 1365 amino acids.
AUGAAUUCCUCUCCUGGGAAGAAUAUAUACUAUUCUUCUAAUCCAAAUUCACUGCCCCAGGGCAGUCACAGGAUGUCUGGUUCAUUAGGAAAGAAUGAAGCCACACAAGGAGCGUCCUUUGGUGCAAGUAAUCAGAAAAAAUCGUUCAGAAUACAACAUUACGGUAAACAGGGUAGUCCAUCGCCCUUUUCAGAACAAUCUACCACUAGACCUAAAUUAUUUCCUAGACACUCGUAUGCUGGGAACAACGGGAUCGGUUUGUAUGAGAACAGUACAAGAUCGUUGGCUUCAGCGGAUUUCAGCCCUAAAAGCAUCCCCAUAGCUGGAGAUAGGCCCGCUCAAAAUAACAUACUUCGACACAAGAGAAGAGGAAGCAAAAGAAAUAUUUCUAUACCGUCACAAAAUCCUAGUAACACGAUAGAAAAUGACGGACUAAUAUAUACUUUGAGGACUAAUAAGGAGGUGGCAAGUAUUGACCGAAUAAAUGACCCAAGUCUCCAUGGUCUGAUAUGUGCAGGAAAAUCUCAUCUAGGUUACUACAAGUUCAAUCCUGAAGACAACACUAUAAAGUUACAUCACGACCUAUUAAAUAUCUGUACAAAGACGACAAAAGUGCCUACAAAUCCGUUAAUUUCUAGGAGAAACUCGAGACAGUUAAAAUUAAGUACCAUAGCAGAUGUUAAAUGUGGCUUCCAGAAUUAUAGAAAUUAUGCCGCGAUCUGCACAAACUCCACUACCAUUUCGAUCUUUGAUAUCGUUAAGCCUCCCAGCAGCUCUGAAUUCAACCCCGUAGUUACUUCUUUCAAUGGUCAUACAAGAUCAGUAAAUGGAUUUGAUUUCAAUAUGAUACAAACUAAUUUGAUCAUAAGUGGGGGGCAGGAUGCUUGUGUUAAGAUUUGGGAUAUAAGAACAAACACCCGUAAGGACUCUUCCCGUUCUGAUAUAAAUAUUACAACAUCAUACGAUUCAAUUAGAGAUAUAAAAUGGAUGCCAGGAAGCAACAUUCUUGCAAAUAAUUCCGACCCUUCCAGCUAUGGCAGUUACGGUGUUAGAAGCCACUCAGGUUACAAAUUCGCCUCCAUACACGAUUCUGGUACGGUAUUAAAAUUUGACCUUCGUCAACCCAACCAAUUUGAAAAGAAAAUCAAUGCUCAUACUGGUCCUGGCUUGUGUCUGAACUGGCAUCCGAACCAGGACUAUAUAGCUACCGGUGGUCGUGAUGGAAAAUGUUGCCUAUGGUACGUUGGGGAUAAAACUUCAAUCGACAGCGGCAAUACUUAUGGUAGCAAUACUUUUACCAGUUUAUCCUCAGCAGCGAUACCUCCAAAUAAUCCAUUAGCAUUUCCUGAAACUACGAUUAACAUAGGAUCUCCUAUAACUAAGUUGAAGUUUCGUCCUGCAUUUGAACAAAAUGUUCAAAAUUCAAUCUUGGCAAUUUCCUCAAUGGGUGAAGAAGCCCAAGUUUCGAUUUUUUCUCUAUCAAGAAAAUAUAUUCCAAGACAUGUUUUUGAAACUUUUGCUCCAUCUUUAGGACUCGUAUGGUGGAACGAUGAUUCCAUUUUUAAUAUUGAUAAAGACAACUUUAUAAAUGGAUGGGAUAUAACUAAGGCACCUACUCUUUUAGAUAAUUUACCCAAAAACAUUACAACUUGGAGAGACAUGGAUGGUGAUGGCCUUCUUUUCGUUAACCAAGAGCAAGGAUCAUACUCAGCGACAGAUCGUCAUCCGGAGGAAAGUGAUGUACCUCGUAGAGAAAGUUUAACAGGCUCCUUAGAAAACCAAAAUAGCCAUGUAACUUCGACAUUGAUGACAGGUUUCAAAAAAGGCAUAAGUCAGACGGGGUUAUCGUCAUUUUCCACUGAACGGCCAUCUCUUUCUAAGCAUAAUACUUCAUUCAGCUCAAAACACUUCAUACCAUCACCACUGGGAUCCUCAUACAACACUUCUUCGACGCCAUCAGUGAAAUCAUUAAUUCCAUUGAAUGAGGGUCUUGGCACUGAAAGAGGUCGAUCACCCUUAUUAAUUACUUUAGACAUGCCACACAUCUUUAACAGCAUGAGAGCCUCUCGAUUGAGUGGGUAUGAUGAAAAUACUAUAGGUAAACUUAUUAAUAAUGAGUCACCUGUUGAAGUAUUCAAAUAUCUUGCACGUGAAUUAGAGUUUUCAAUUGAAAACGAGAAAGAGGCUGAUGAUAAUGACAGUAUAGCUGGGAGAAGCUCACACGAAGAAAAUGAAACCCAAAUAGAUUUGAUGAAGAAAUUUGGAUUUUCAGAAAAUGCUACUUGGGCCAACUUUAUGACCAAAAAAGACGAAAAUGAACUCAAAAAGACAUCUACGUCGAACGAAAACUCUAGUGAAGUUUCUUCAUUUAGUGUAGAAAGAGGCAGAAGCUCUUCAAAUAAUGAACAUAAGAAUGAUGCCGAAUAUAUAUACAAGGACCCUCCUAGAUCUAUAUCUCGACCUCCGGCCAGAAAGAGUGAAAUUGAAGAUAAUGACAAUAAAUUAACGAGAAACGUCAUUUCGAAAAGUGACCCGGAUGCUGUAGAAAAGAGCAAACUCUCUGAAGUCUUCAAGAGUAAAGACAAUGAUUUAGAACCUAGGAUAGAGGUGCUUUUGGAACUAGUGAGAAUAUCAGGACAUAAUGCAACCGUGUAUUCUACUAUAAGUGAUACUCCAGCAUUUAAAACAUGGCUCUUAAUUCGUGAUUCUUUAUUAUGGGAUUUGAAGAAAAUAACGGAAGUUGUAGAGGGAUCUUCAAUCAAGGACAACAAUGCUAACACUAUAAGUGCUGAAAACACUGAUCCCUAUAUUGGCCAAUCUGAUAAGAGAAACAGAACGCAAUUGCCAAAUCCAUCUACAAGUUCAGAAUAUAGUAUGUCCGAACAUGACUAUUCUUUUGGAGAUGAGCACCCCCAACCAUUCCUGUCACCAUUGAAAAAUUCGCAGAAAAGCCCAAGCUAUGAAUCAUCAACUAUAAAUGUCUCACCUAGAGUUAGAAAGGAUACAGAAGGCAGUAUGUCUAUUGAAAAAUUAAAAUCAUCUAUCGAAACAUAUAAAACCAUCGAGCAAUUACGCGAGCAACAUAAGAGUCAUCAAGAAGAUUCUAAUACCAGUGCAAUAGAGGAUGAUGAUAUAGCAAGGCAAAAUGGCACAUCCCCUGAACUAAAAGAUCAUGAUAAAGCAGUGCCAAUCAAACCUACAAGCAUACCAAUAACUAAGAAAAGGGAGCUAAGACCGUCUUUCAUAGACGCUUUCCUGGGAAAUAUAAGUUCGCCAAGUGAAAGGCUAGAAGCUGAAUUCUUGCCAAGUGUUAAACUAUCACCAUCUUUUAUUCAUAGUAGUCCAAGAAGCAGGAAUUCAAUAGGAAGCCUAAGUUCCAACGUUUCCCAUUUACUAUUCAACAAUAGACCGGAUACAGCAAAAUCAGAUGCUGGCUCCAAAAAUGUGCUAUUUCAACAGCUGCUAGGGCUCAAAAAUAAAGGUAUAUCUAACAGUCAUGAAAACAAGGAUUAUUCUACAACUUUUACAACGAGUGCAUUACCCCCAUGGAGUACCAAGCGGCUCUUACGCCAAACUUAUGAACACUCUGUUCAGACAGGAAAUAUUUUAUUAUCUAUUACUAUUUUACUUUUAUUCCAAAACCUGUAUGAAAUCACCACAAUUGAAGUCGUCAAAGAUAGUCUUUCAGAAUUUAUAAGCCUUUUACACCGCUAUGAACUAUUUGAAAUUGCUACUGCUCUUUUAAAGUACUGUCCAUGGGAGGAUGUUAUGGGACCUGAAGGGGGACAAUCCACGAUUCAAAUAUACUGUGAAAAAUGUGGUGUACUCAUAACCAACGAACAGUCUAAAGACAAAUUCACAGUUGGAGUACAAGGAAAUUUGGAAAGUAAUCCGUUUGAAAGAUUUGGUUAUUGGUAUUGCGAUUCAUGCAAGAAGCCAAAUAGCCUCUGUGUUCUUUGUGAAGAACCCAUGAAAAAAAUGACCAUCAGUUUACUAGCUUGUGGCCAUGAGGGACAUUUUGAUUGUUUCAAGAAAUGGUUUAUACAAGAAGCUAUGGAUAGUUGCCCAGGAGGUUGUACACAUCCUAUAAAUCUUUAA